AUGUACGAGUGGCAUUACGUCAUAAAAGGACCAUCACACUCAGUUUACAAGGGUGGCUACUACCAUGGGAAGCUAAUUUUUCCUAAGGAGUUCCCAUUCGGUCCGCCUGCCAUCUUUAUGAUCACGCCAAACGGACGGUUUGCGUGCAAUACGCGACUUUGUCUCUCCAUCAGUGACUUUCAUCCCGACACUUGGAAUCCGGCCUGGUCUGUAUCUUCGAUUCUCACCGGCUUACUGAGCUUUAUGUUGGAGAACACACAAACAACAGGGAGUGUUGAAACCCCAGCGAGUGUUAAACGAGCCCUUGCAAAGGAGAGUGGCGAGUUCAAUUUGAAGUCUGAAUUAUUCUGCGAACUGUUUCCAGAUAUUGUCAAGGAAAUCAAGGAGAAUUUGGAGAGGGAGCAAGCAAUUGAGUCCAACUCAACGGUUCGUACUCGACCAUACGGUGAUCCCACAACCAACGGAAACCCAUGGCAAUUGUCUAGUCUUUUUGUUCUUGUGGUUUUCAGCAUGUUCGCAUUUUUGGCCAAACUGGUAUUUCGAUUUAUCUCGGACACAAUUUGA
Molecule: messenger RNA, 564 nt
Organism: Echinostoma caproni
Lineage: Eukaryota; Metazoa; Platyhelminthes; Trematoda; Plagiorchiida; Echinostomatidae
Source: the annotation of a GenBank genome assembly